Glossina fuscipes is the source of this 1696-nucleotide messenger RNA. Its product is annotated as tubulin alpha-3 chain. The transcript is spliced from 5 exons. Gene Ontology annotation, cellular component: cytoplasm; microtubule. Lineage: Eukaryota; Metazoa; Arthropoda; Insecta; Diptera; Glossinidae. Gene Ontology annotation, molecular function: GTP binding; structural constituent of cytoskeleton. The coding region runs from base 171 to 1523 and encodes 450 amino acids. The record is from RefSeq and is a predicted model, not a curated record. Gene Ontology annotation, biological process: microtubule cytoskeleton organization; mitotic cell cycle.
UUCGCUCAGUUAAUUUCCAGAUUUGUUGCAUUGCAGACAGCUUUGGAUAUACGUGCGCUCGCGAACUUUUAAUAAGAAUUGUGUGAAAUACCUUUCUAAAAAACGCUCAUAAAUAUACUCUUUUUCUUACUACUUUCUUACUGCCACAUCUAAUAAGGAUACACAUCAGAAUGAGGGAAUGUAUAUCGGUUCAUAUUGGUCAAGCUGGCGUCCAAAUUGGUAAUGCUUGCUGGGAGUUAUAUUGCCUAGAACAUGGCAUUCAGCCCGAUGGCCAGAUGCCAUCUGAUAAAACUAUCGGAGGGGGAGAUGACUCGUUUAACACCUUUUUCAGUGAGACGGGCUCGGGUAAACAUGUGCCUCGUGCUGUGUUUGUAGAUUUGGAGCCUACUGUUGUAGAUGAAGUUCGUACCGGAACCUAUCGUCAGCUUUUUCAUCCGGAGCAAUUGAUAACCGGUAAAGAAGAUGCUGCUAAUAAUUACGCUCGUGGCCAUUACACUAUUGGGAAAGAAAUUGUCGAUUUAGUGCUUGAUCGUAUUCGUAAACUUGCUGAUCAAUGUACGGGAUUGCAAGGUUUUCUGGUUUUUCAUUCUUUCGGUGGAGGCACUGGCAGCGGUUUUACUUCACUUUUAAUGGAACGUCUGUCCGUUGACUAUGGCAAAAAGUCAAAAUUGGAAUUUUCAAUUUAUCCAGCACCUCAGGUUAGCACCGCUGUCGUGGAGCCAUAUAACUCGAUCCUAACUACUCAUACAACGCUUGAGCAUUCAGAUUGCGCUUUCAUGGUUGAUAAUGAAGCCAUAUAUGAUAUUUGUCGUCGUAAUUUGGAUAUAGAGCGUCCAACCUACACCAACUUAAACCGUUUAAUUGGUCAAAUUGUGUCGUCAAUUACUGCAUCGUUACGAUUUGACGGUGCUCUCAAUGUUGAUUUAACUGAAUUUCAAACAAAUUUGGUUCCAUAUCCACGCAUACAUUUCCCAUUGGCCACUUACGCUCCCGUAAUUUCCGCCGAGAAGGCAUACCACGAACAAUUGACUGUUGCUGAAAUUACGAAUGCUUGCUUCGAACCCGCCAAUCAGAUGGUCAAAUGCGAUCCACGUCAUGGCAAAUAUAUGGCUUGCUGUAUGCUCUAUCGGGGUGACGUUGUACCCAAGGAUGUAAAUGCAGCGAUUGCUACUAUUAAAACGAAACGUUCGAUUCAAUUUGUGGAUUGGUGCCCCACAGGUUUUAAGGUGGGCAUCAAUUAUCAGCCGCCAACUGUUGUGCCAGGCGGCGAUUUGGCAAAGGUACAACGUGCUGUCUGCAUGUUAUCUAAUACUACUGCGAUCGCUGAAGCUUGGGCUCGUCUUGAUCACAAAUUUGAUUUAAUGUAUGCCAAGCGUGCCUUUGUUCAUUGGUACGUUGGCGAGGGCAUGGAAGAAGGCGAAUUUUCCGAAGCCCGCGAAGAUUUGGCCGCAUUGGAAAAAGAUUAUGAAGAGGUUGGCAUUGAUUCAACUGAAGGAGAAGCUGGCGAAGGAGAUGAAUACUAAAGCAAAUACAAAAAAAAAAAUUAUCAAAAUAAUGCAACGCUUUCAUAUACCAUUUUAUGGAAUCGAAGUACAUUCACAGUUUCAUUUCUCCUAUCUUUCAACAUACUAACUACAAAACUCACUCACCGUUUGCCGUUUCGUUUUCCAAUUUAUAAUUAAUCCAGUAUUUUUAA